Molecule: messenger RNA, 492 nt
Organism: Marasmius oreades (fairy-ring Marasmius)
Lineage: Eukaryota; Fungi; Basidiomycota; Agaricomycetes; Agaricales; Marasmiaceae
Exons: 2
Coding region: 1-492 (163 amino acids)
Source: RefSeq, a predicted model, not a curated record
AUGGUGGAUGUUCUGGCUCGCAUACAUGAAAUGAACGCGGAUCGUCGGUUGAAGCCGGCUUCCGAGUGGAAUGACCCCGCCUUUACGCAGAUAUGGAGUAAUGCAGAACAGCCACCAUUCUUGCAUGGUGAUGAACCCAUUCCCCGUGAUUGCGAGAGAGUUCGAAAGCGAGAACGAGAACUAGAUGUAGAUGAUCCCUUUGUUCAAAGGGAUCGGAAAAGAUUCAAGCACGCACGUCCAGGCUCCCUCCGCCAUCCACGAAACCAUCGAAACCUUGUGGCCCUUCGAAUAACGCAGAGCGGCCACCAUUCCUUCAUGCUGAUGAAUACAUUCCACCUCCAAGUGAUCCAGGUAGAGAGUGCGACAGAGAAAGGGAAAGAGACAGUCGUGGCAGAGAAAGAGAUUUGUUCGCAAGAUGCCGCGCUUGUGAUCGCGGUUGGGAAAGUCGGAGAGAACGAGAACGUACACUUAACACGAUUUCUUCCUCUAUAG